AUGAGGACCAUGUUCUCCUGCUUCGUAACGGCCCUGCUGCUAUUACAGACAUGCGCAGCGGGGUCCAGUCAACAACCUCUCGGAGAGGAAUCCACCGCCAAUGCCGCAGCAGACAGUGUGGACUACCAAGAGUUCCUAUUCGCGACAGGACAACCAAAGUCGCAGCCCGUAAGCCAACGAGUCCAAAAUGUCUGGAACACUCUUCGAGCCGUCGAACCCGCCGCAUCCCACACCAAUAAACCUUCAGGACUUCUCGGCUACACCUUGCACUACGGCCGUGAAGCAUUUCGGCUACUCUUCCUGAAUGGACCCGCCACCGACAAGACCGGUCGCAAGACCAAUCCAACCGUUAUCCGAGCCGUGGAAGAAUUAAAAGCAGCAGCAGAUGAAGACCAAGACACAGACGCGAUGUUUCUCCUCGCGGAGAUGAACUUCUACGGCAACUUCUCUUACCCGCGUAACUUCAGCGAGGCUUUCCUGUGGUACAAUGAUCUGGCAUGGUUGACAGGUAACAGCACAGCACAGUCUAUGGUUGGGUUCAUGUACGCGACGGGCAUUGGGGAAGCGGUCGAACGUGACCAGGCCAAGGCGUUGAUGUACCACGAAUUCGCGGCCGAAGGAGGAAACAUUCGAUCGGAGAUGACCCUGGCGUACCGCUACCACACGGGCAUUGGGUCACCUAAGAGCUGUGAAAAUGCGCUCUUCUACUACAAGAAGGUAGCCGAUAAGGCGAUUGACUUCUACCGAACUGGUCCGCCGGGUGGACAUGCGAUGAUUCGGGACUCUUAUCGCUGGGCCGAUGAGGAAGGUGGUAUCUAUGGUGAAGGGGCUAGUGUAUCAAGCUCGGGGAUGAAUGCACGGGACAAGUCGCAUGCCGCCGAGGCCAGUGUCGAAGAUGUACUGGAGUUCCUGGACCUCAUGUCCCGGAAAGGCGAAAUGAGUCACACUUACACUCUGGCUAAGAUGCAUUACGAGGGAGCUCGUGGUCUUCCUCGGAACUUUUCGAAGGCUAUGAAGUAUUUUAAGGUUGUGGCUAAGAAAUAUUGGAGCGAGGACGGGUCAGUCAAACAGAACCCGCCCGUGGGACUCGAUAAGCUGGCUGCCAAAGCGGCAGGACACAUUGGCCUGAUGUGGCUUCGAGGGGAGGGUGUGAAGCAAUCUCCUGAAAAGGCUAUGCUUUGGUUCAGGCGAGGCUUGGUCAAUGGCGAUGCACUCUGCCAGCACGAGAUAGGGCUGAUGUACCUCUAUGGCUACGGAGUGCCUCAGGAUGCCUUUAAAGCAUCCUCCUACUUCAAGGCAGCAGCAGACCAGGACAUUCCGGCAGCGGAAACGAGACUCGGCGCUCUCUUCUUGGAUCAGGGAGAUGUUGCCGCUGCAACUCGCUAUUUCGAACUCGCUGCUCGCUGGGGCUGGAUGGAGGCGUACUAUUAUCUCGCAGAGAUGACAAAUUACGGGGUUGGUCGUGAACGACAUUGUGGUGUUGCUACAGCCUAUUACAAGCUGGUUGCCGAGAAGGCUGAGAUACUUCACUCGGCCUUUGCAGAGGCAAAUGCGGCCUACGAGGCUGGAGACAGGGAGAGCGCCCUCAUCCCAGCUAUGAUGGCCGCAGAGCAGGGCUACGAAACUGCGCAGGCUAAUGUGGCCUUCCUUCUUGACGAACAGCGUUCUCUGUUCUCGUUCGACUCCAUUCUGCCAUGGGUCAAGAAGACUCGGUCCGCCCUACUUCGUAACCCGAGGCUGGCACUGAUUUACUGGACAAGGUCUGCCAAACAAACCAAUAUCGACUCGUUGAUCAAGAUGGGUGAUUAUUAUUUGGCUGGCAUGGGGACGGUCUCAGAUGCUGAUAAGGCCUCGACUUGCUACCACAAUGCCGCCGAGGCACACCGUAGUGCACAGGCUUACUGGAACCUAGGCUGGAUGCAUGAGAACGGUAUUGCCGUCCAGCAGGAUUUCCAUAUGGCGAAGCGAUACUAUGACCUGGCUCUGGAUACCAACAAGGAGGCUUAUCUCCCUGUGAAGCUUAGCUUAUUGAAGCUGCGGGUCCGAGGAUACUGGAAUCGGAUCACCAACGGAAACAUCAAUCCCAUUCGUGAUGAUGAAGAUGCGAGACCUAAUCUCACUCUCCGCGAAUGGAUUGCCGCCUUUAUCAGGAAUGACGAAGCUGAAUAUUGGGAGGACCUCUACGAAUCUCAAGAAAAUGGAGACGACUUCAUGGGACGAGGCCUCGACUCCGAUCACCACGAAGACGGCUACUAUGAUGACUUAGAGUUUGACAUCGACGAGGGAAUGCUCGAAGGUCUCCUCAUCGUCGGGUUGGCAGCGACUCUUCUCGUACUGGUUUACAUCCGUCAACAACAGCAGCGAAACCGGCAAAAUGCAAAUGCUGCGAAUGCUGGAAAUGCGGAUGGAGGGAAUGCAAAUGCGAAUAAUGGUAACGAUCGCGGCUUUUUCCCGCAGCCUGGGGACCCUGAAUUUGGGCAGUGGGUAGCAGGCGGCGUUGGCCACUGA
This is a messenger RNA of Penicillium maclennaniae, 2508 nucleotides long. RefSeq names its product ubiquitin ligase complex subunit HRD3. Gene Ontology annotation, cellular component: endoplasmic reticulum membrane. Lineage: Eukaryota; Fungi; Ascomycota; Eurotiomycetes; Eurotiales; Aspergillaceae. The record is from RefSeq and is a predicted model, not a curated record. Gene Ontology annotation, molecular function: protein binding. The transcript has 4 exons. Gene Ontology annotation, biological process: ERAD pathway. The coding region runs from base 1 to 2508 and encodes 835 amino acids.